AUGAUGCGGCGAACAUUGAUGGCAAGUGGCAGCUGUAUGCUGUCUAUGAGGAAGCCCAACGCUCGCGACACGCUGAUUGAGAAGGAAAACCAGCUGCUGGUAAAGCGAAUCAUGACAGUGAAGUCUGUUUUCGACCCCAACGGAAAGGACUUGGAGGAGUUCCGCACCCACCAGCGCAGGGUUCAAGUGAUGCAGGAGUUCAGAGGAUCUGCAUGCGCGCGGCCACCACCGCCGCCGGUGCCUGAACCCAAGCCCUCCAAGCCAAGGGUGGCUGCCAGCCUUUCAGACACGAAUCUGCGGCACCUCAGUGCCUUGCUUUGUCCUUGGGACCUUCCGGCAAAGCGCGGACCAACCGCGCAGAGUCCUCAGCCUCAGCGGCAAGCAGACACAAGGUUGUUCGCCGAUGCUCCAUCAGAGGAGCCACAACCUCAGGCACACCCUGCCGAGCCUGCCGAGCUCGCCACGAGCCCUCAGCCCUGGCAUUUUGGGGAGGCCACAGCCGAGGCGAGCCCAAGCGGCCCAAGCGGCCCAAGCGGCCCGAGCCCAGAGCGGACGCAGACGCCCUUGCAGAGCGUAGCAGCGCCUCUCCCGUCCACCUCCCAGGCAGCGCCCCAUCAGGCCCAAACCCAAACGCAACCCACGCAAUCCGCCACGGAGCCUCGGAGCCACACGGCAAGUCCGAGUCCGACGCAGCCUGCCCCCCCAAGCGGAAGCGUCUCCCAGGAGGCCCAAGCUUCGAAUACAGACCUCGCAGGGCCUGCAUCGAUCACGGCCUCUCCUCCACAAGCGCAGGCUGCGCCAGCGCCAGCGCCAGGGACUCUGAGCAGCGAACGGCAUGCAGAUCCCUUUGGGGACUUGGACCUUUUCGGCAAUCGCGGUGCAGGCAACGUUCCUGCAGCGGCUGCACCAGCGGCCUCGAACGAGACGCCUCAGAGCCGCCCUGUCGACCCUUUCGGUGAUCUAAACGAUCAUUUCGGCAAUCGUGCAGGCACAGAUGCGAGGACUAUAGAAGCGACGGUGUCACCGGCUGAUCAAGAGGAGCCAAGCUUGACGAAUGCAACGACGACCCAGCCUGACAGGCAUGCCGAUCCUUUCGGCGAGCUGGACAUUUUCGGUAACAGUGACACGAAGCCCGCUGAAGGUGGCGGUCGCCCGAGACGUCGCCGUGGCUAA
This is a messenger RNA of Symbiodinium sp. CCMP2592, 1173 nucleotides long. The record is from the annotation of a GenBank genome assembly. NCBI's taxonomy places the organism in Eukaryota, Dinophyceae, Suessiales, Symbiodiniaceae.